CUUCGUGGCGCGCAUGCCCAGACGCCGUCUGGGCAGAGCUGGUACUCCGAGGCGCCUGUCACAUGAGCUGCACUCCCGCUCCGCUCCCCCUCCUCCUGGCUGGGCUGUGUGAAUGAAGCUCUGCUGGCUACGUGGGGCGCUAGCUCUACUCGCUGUGUGGAACGCCAGAGCCGACUGAGCGCGCUGCCCACCGCCUGGGGACACGGGCUCCGCCGCGCCGGACCUCGGUGACAGGUUUGGGGCCUUAGAAUCUUGCAGAACACAGAACCACACAGUUGCGUUUCCAUCUACACCCUCCUCUAAGUCCCCCUUCAAAACUGGGGGCCUCUGGAAAGCUCUGAGCCUGGGACCCCAGCCUGGGAGAAGAUAGAUACAAGAUGGCCAUGUGGCAUGGAGCCAUGGAUAACAGAGGCUUCCAUCAGGGGAGUUUUAGUAGCUUCCAGAGCAGCUCUAGCGAUGAAGACUUGAUGGACAUCCCAGGGACUGCUAUGGAUUUCUCCAUGAGAGAUGAUGUGCCUCCUUUAGAUCGAGAAAUAGAAGGGAACAAGUCAUACAAUGGUGGUGGAAUAAGCUCUUCAAAUAGGAUCAUGGACUUCUUGGAGGAGCCAAUCCCCGGUGUAGGGACCUAUGAUGAUUUCAACACAAUUGAUUGGGUGAGAGAGAAGUCUCGAGACCGAGAUAGGCACCGAGAGAUUACCAAUAAAAGCAAGGAGUCAACAUGGGCCUUGAUUCACAGUGUGAGCGAUGCAUUUUCUGGCUGGUUGUUGAUGCUCCUUAUUGGGCUUUUAUCAGGUUCUCUAGCAGGCCUGAUAGACAUCUCUGCUCACUGGAUGACAGACUUAAAAGAAGGGAUAUGCACAGGGGGAUUCUGGUUUAACCAUGAACACUGUUGCUGGAAUUCUGAGCAUGUCACGUUUGAAGACAGAGACAAGUGUCCAGAGUGGAAUAGCUGGUCCCAGCUUAUCAUCAGUACAGAUCAGGGAGCCUUUGCCUACAUAGUCAAUUAUUUCAUGUAUGUCCUCUGGGCUCUCCUGUUUGCUUUCCUUGCUGUGUCUCUGGUCAAAGCGUUUGCACCUUAUGCCUGUGGCUCUGGAAUCCCUGAGAUAAAAACUAUCCUGAGUGGUUUCAUUAUUAGGGGUUAUUUGGGUAAGUGGACCCUGGUCAUCAAAACGAUCACUCUGGUGCUGGCAGUGUCAUCUGGCUUGAGCCUGGGCAAAGAGGGCCCCCUAGUGCACGUGGCCUGCUGCUGUGGGAACAUCCUGUGCCAUUGCUUCAACAAAUACAGGAAGAAUGAAGCCAAGCGCAGAGAGGUCUUAUCAGCUGCAGCAGCUGCUGGUGUAUCUGUAGCCUUUGGGGCACCUAUCGGUGGAGUAUUAUUCAGCCUGGAAGAGGUCAGCUACUAUUUUCCCCUGAAAACACUAUGGCGUUCAUUCUUUGCUGCCCUAGUGGCAGCUUUUACACUCCGGUCCAUCAAUCCAUUUGGAAACAGCCGCUUAGUUCUAUUUUAUGUGGAGUUUCACACCCCAUGGCAUCUUUUUGAGCUUGUGCCAUUCAUUGUGCUGGGCAUAUUCGGUGGCCUUUGGGGAGCUCUGUUUAUCCGCACAAACAUUGCCUGGUGUCGGAAGCGUAAAACCACACAAUUGGGCAAGUAUCCUGUUGUCGAGGUACUCAUUGUGACAGCCAUCACUGCCAUCUUGGCUUUCCCUAAUGAAUACACCCGGAUGAGCACAAGUGAGCUCAUUUCUGAGCUAUUCAAUGACUGUGGCCUUCUGGACUCCUCCAAGCUCUGUGAUUAUGAGAACCAUUUCAACACAAGCAAAGGCGGUGAGCUGCCUGACAGACCUGCUGGCCAAGGCGUCUACAGUGCCAUGUGGCAGCUGGCUUUGACACUCAUACUGAAAAUAGUCAUCACUAUAUUCACCUUUGGCAUGAAGAUUCCUUCUGGUCUCUUUAUUCCCAGCAUGGCUGUCGGCGCUAUAGCAGGCCGUCUUUUAGGAGUAGGGAUGGAGCAACUGGCUUACUACCACCAUGAUUGGGGCAUCUUCAACAGCUGGUGUAGUCAGGGAGCUGAUUGCAUCACACCUGGCCUUUACGCUAUGGUUGGGGCUGCAGCCUGUUUAGGUGGGGUAACUCGGAUGACUGUUUCUCUUGUUGUCAUCAUGUUUGAACUGACUGGUGGCCUGGAAUAUAUUGUGCCUCUGAUGGCUGCAGCCAUGACAAGCAAGUGGGUGGCAGAUGCUCUUGGGCGAGAGGGCAUUUACGAUGCCCACAUUCGUCUCAAUGGAUACCCCUUUCUUGAAGCCAAAGAAGAAUUCGCUCAUAAGACUCUGGCAAUGGAUGUGAUGAAGCCCCGGAGAAAUGACCCUUUGUUGACUGUCCUUACUCAGGACAGUAUGACUGUGGAAGACGUAGAGACCAUAAUCAGUGAAACCACUUACAGUGGCUUUCCAGUGGUAGUCUCCCGAGAGUCACAAAGACUCGUGGGCUUUGUUCUUCGGAGAGAUCUCAUUAUUUCAAUUGAAAAUGCUCGGAAGAAGCAGGAUGGGGUUGUGAGCACUUCCAUCAUUUAUUUCACUGAGCACUCACCUCCAAUGCCACCAUACACUCCACCUACCCUGAAGCUUCGGAACAUCCUGGAUCUCAGCCCCUUCACUGUGACAGACCUUACGCCAAUGGAGAUCGUAGUGGAUAUCUUCCGCAAGCUGGGACUGCGCCAGUGCCUGGUUACACACAAUGGGCGCUUACUUGGAAUCAUUACCAAAAAGGACGUGUUAAAGCAUAUAGCACAGAUGGCAAAUCAAGAUCCUGAUUCCAUUCUCUUCAACUAGAAUCAUGGGGUUGUUUGGGAUAUGAAACAAGGACAUUGUGGACCAUGGAUAUAUUUUAUUAACUGGGUACCCAAAACACAUUUCCCAUAUUUGGAUGGUGAAGUCAUAUUAGUGUGUUGUCUGUUUCCUACAAGUUAACCAGUUGCACUACGUAAUUUCUGGAAAUGAAUCUCUCUAGGAGAAAGUACAGUUAGGCUUAUGUGAUACUGCAUUAGGAAGAGUUCACGAAAGAGAAACGAGAUUGCUAUGGUUUAAUUAUGUUUCUUCUUUAAAUUUUUUUUUAUUUAAAAAUAAUUGUUAGCCAAUAUGCAAUCACUGAAAACUAUGCAAGAAAAAUUCCAACUAUUCUGACAUAUAGCCUGCAGGAAACUCAUGAAUGAGUUAUGUGUGGGGAGGACUCAACUGUCAUUGGUGGAAGAUGAAGUGUGAACUAAGGGGCUUUGCCUUUCAAGCUACAGAAAGGAAAGCCAGAAGGAAAUAACAAUGGCAUUUUUUAGACUGUGAAGAUUCAGUUAAAUUCUUAUUCCUGUUACAGUAUUUAGCGUUAUUAGUUUGUUCCGUUUACCUUUUCAUUAUAAGACAGUGCUGCUCUGGUUAAUCUCCUCCAAGUGAAGGAGAGGGCUUGACCUUUAGAGCCUGCUUGUCCUGGUCUUUUGAAGUGCACAAAAUUAAGUUACAGAGCUUUCUCCUUGGCUGCAGAAAGGCUAAUUCUUCAAUGGCAAUGCUAGCUAGUAGACAAGGACUUUGUUAGUAGCUAGGAAUUCUUUCUUCUGGUUUUCUUGAAAUGAUGAUAAAGUUCUGAGCAAAGUCAGUGACUAGGAAUUUCACAUUUUUGUGAAGUCCUAACCAAAUCUCUUACCCAGAUGCCACCUCCAUGGAUGAUGGUGCUUUAGGCUUCUGGAAUAAGUAAGAACAGUAUAUGGAACCGAGCCUAGGCUGAAUACUGGUAAAGCAGGGGAGGUCCCUUUGAAAGACCACCAGUACUAAAAUAACUGGACACCUGUGCUCCUCCCAGUGUGGAGUAUGCAGAAUAAGCUGUCGUUCCUGUGAGCAUAAAAGAGGCUUGAGAUACUUCUACAUGUCUUGAAGGAACUGGAACAGGAUAGGCAACUGCAGCUGCCUUGAGGUACCAUCCUUAGAUCUAACUAAAAUGCAGAGCUAUCCUCAAACCUAGGUGUAUGGAUGAGGCCUGAUGACACCAAAGGUGCUUGUACCCAGUUAAAAAGGUGCCUGUCUCAAUUUCGUACCACAGCUGUGGCAAUUGAAAAAAAAAUCACAUUCUAGAAACACCUGGUGGAAUUCAGGAGCCACCACCAGCAUUCCAACCACUCUCAUCUUCUAUCAUUUUUUCCAUGUGCAGUUCCUCUCCCUCCAUUCUGUUUGCCUUUCUUCUCAGCACAGAGUCCUCAGUAGGAUGGAGCAGUCUGCUGAGUUAAUCAUUCCUAAUGAUGACAAAAGAGCCCUACUAGGGCUGGUUAAAUUGUAAGCCAAGGCUCAGCAGUCUCGCAGCACUUGGACUAGAGGUGCUGCCCAUGGCAGUGAGGCCACAUUGUUGGGUAAGAGUUCAGCUUUUUGUUCAUCAUACAAGUCUGUCCCUGAUACUUCCUACUGUCCUGUCCUUAGCUCAGAAUCAGCGGCACUUGGCACAUUCCUGUGUGUAACCACCCCUCCCAAGCAACUCAAUGUACCUCAUUUUAAAAGUUGUUGAUCCCUGAGUCAAGGACUUUUUUUUUUAACCCCCAGUUCUUAUCGUUCCAAAAUCAGAAAUUCUUUUAUGAUCCAGGGCUGAGUCGCCAAAGCAUAUUUUGAUUUUUAUCUUUACUAUAUAUAUCUAGGUAGCCACCAGAGUUCUCUCCUUUUAAAUUAUAUGGCUCUGGCAUUUUAAUGAAAAAAGAAUGCUUCGGGGUACAUGGUAUCAUAUUCAUGGCUCUGUGACUUGGUGUCUUGCUCCUCCUAUGCCACUGCAUUCUUUGUAGCCGUUGAGAUUCUGCCUGGCCACCUAGUGUACUGUGUGGAGAUCGGUUCUUGUCUGUGUACUUCAGGGUUAGUCAGUACCUUUUUGAUUCGUGAUCCUUCCACACUAAAGUUUGCAGCACAGGCAAGGUCACAGUGCCUGGUAUUUGAUGGCAAGGGAAGGAAGGUUUGGUCAGAUCUCAUAGAACAGCAGUGGCAUGGAUCUUGUUGGCCUUCUAGUUGUCUUCAUUGGACACAGACGAGCCAGUGUUAAGGUGCUACUUCAGAGACUAAAUCGAAGAAAUCAGAUAACACUGUGCGAAUGGAGACUGUCCAGAGGCUAAGCACCGAUGGGCCCUCCAGAUGAUUGACAAUAUCCCUUUGAUACCUCACACCUUAGAAAUACCAUUCAUUAACCUCAGUUUCUCAGGAAUCCUUGUAGCUUGUAUGCUAGAAAUAGCUGUAGGGUAUGGUGUCCAUUGUAUGUCCAAUCUUAGGGUUUAGCUCAGUGGUUGCCUGGUUCUUACUGGAGUACUCUUCAAGAUUGCUAGCCUAGCACCUGGACACACACACUGGUUCUUGUCUUGAGGUAAAGGGAAGUUCUUUCUGUCAUUGCCAUUCCAUUUCAUCACUUAGAUAAUCCUAAAAACAAAACAAAACAAAAAUAAACAAAUUGAAUAUAGGGCAGUCUGUCAGUAGCCUCAAAUGACUACAUACCUCAGUGGUAAAAUACUGGAUAAUUUAAGAUUUUAAAAUGAAUUGAGACAAGUUUAUUUUGGUACUGGAAAAGAAAAUAGCCUGAUAUAAGGAAAGUGUUUACAGAAGAACACCAAUAAAUGCCUCAAGAGUGUGAAUUUUCCAAGGAAAUAUAUCUGGAGGAAAUCUAGCCAUGAAGGUAGUUUAUGGACCUGUAAAAGUCUAACUAUCAAAUUGUAUAUCUUCACACCUUUAAUGGAAAGAACUUAAUGUAGUUUCGAGAGCGUGCGCAGUGAGCUCAAUUAGAGAUAGCAAACGGGACUGGCAAUGUGAAAAAAGCUGUUAAAGAGCAUGUCUACUUCUAUUUGGUUAGAAACAACCACAUUGCAGCAGCCUCCUCUCUCUGGCCCCAGUGGCCUGCAGCAGCCAAGCUGCAGAGUAGAGUUGAUGUAGUCCACAGAACAGAGCUCCUCUGGUGGAUUAGUUGGAACUGAUGAGACUUUGAAUUGGCCAGCUGGCAGAGCAAACAAUUAAUUUGCUGGUUUAACUGCAAAGCAGGCCAAUUGUUCUGGCACUAAAGUCAUUACAGGAAGAGCAGGAGCCUUUUUAAAAAGAUCAGUCUCUAAAUGUGUGGGCUCGACUUUACUGUUCUAAAAUGUUAAUCUUUACAACCACCUGUCUGGGUUCCCUUUAGCGGGAGGGGGAGGCAUUGAAAAUGAUGACAGACCUGCUUAACAAAAUGUGCAUCGUGCCAGGUAUGAAGAAAGCCGUCCCAAGUCCCAGGCCGUGCAUCUUGGCAUAAGGUGGACAGAAAAAGUUUAAUUACAUGCCUCAAAGGGAGAAAAAGACAAAUCAUCCUCAAGUCCAGGAUUCCCAAACUAGCACCUCAAAGCACCAUUUGGCUUCAGGACAGUCUAGUUUUGUGGAAAGGGUCAACAUAAGACAUUUACUUAAGGAGGAACAUACUGUCUGAGGGUCUAGAUGAUGACGUUCUACCGUUUUUUGUUUUAAGCCACCCUACUAUGUCCUUAUUCUAUAUUGGAAAUAAGCUCUUUUCUCAUUGCAGCUCAGAAGCUGUGUAGGUUUGGAGAUAAGUGGGCACAGCAAAGCUGGGCAAUUGCUGGGCUUUGCUUCAGUUUCAGCCAUUUGUUCCAAGGAGAGAGGUUCUUGGAAAAACGUGUAUUAGCAACUUCAAGCAACUCCCUGUACAUAUGCUGGCCACAUUCUCAUUGCUAAGCAUCUGCAUCUGGGCAAAGUUAUGAAGAGAUGAAGGGAACAAAAUGAGUUUUUCCAUGAUGUUAGAAUGAUUUUGCCAAAUCCUCCAAGAAGGAUGUGAUGUGGAGUUUUCCUUCUUUCUUUUCUU
This is a messenger RNA of Onychomys torridus (southern grasshopper mouse), 6840 nucleotides long. It is a transcript of the gene Clcn5, whose product is annotated as chloride voltage-gated channel 5. The record is from RefSeq and is a predicted model, not a curated record. Bases 378 to 2828 code for a protein of 816 amino acids. Gene Ontology annotation, molecular function: voltage-gated chloride channel activity. Gene Ontology annotation, biological process: chloride transport; transmembrane transport. NCBI's taxonomy places the organism in Eukaryota, Metazoa, Chordata, Mammalia, Rodentia, Cricetidae. The transcript has 14 exons. Gene Ontology annotation, cellular component: early endosome; membrane; synaptic vesicle.